Fusarium redolens is the source of this 708-nucleotide messenger RNA. Its product is annotated as ERG2/sigma1 receptor-like protein. The record is from RefSeq and is a predicted model, not a curated record. Bases 1 to 708 code for a protein of 235 amino acids. Gene Ontology annotation, biological process: ergosterol biosynthetic process. The transcript has 2 exons. Lineage: Eukaryota; Fungi; Ascomycota; Sordariomycetes; Hypocreales; Nectriaceae. Gene Ontology annotation, cellular component: endoplasmic reticulum.
AUGGCAAAGAACAAGUCAAAGUCAAAGUCCUCUGCGGCCGCCGCGUCGCAGGGCAGCGGCCUCAACAAGCUCCUCCUGGUUCUCGGUCUCCUCACUGCUCUCCUGAGCUCUGUCGUCUACUUUGUCGAGCAGAACCUUAACCAGUUCUACAUCUUCGACCUCGAUCACCUCGACGAUCUUUCUAAGCGAGCUAUCGCUAAGCACGGAGAAGACACCCGAUCGGUUGUGCAGUACAUUGUCACGGAGCUUAACGAGAAGGUUCCUGAGCACAUCAACCUCAAGGAGGAAUGGGUCUUUAACAACGCGGGCGGUGCUAUGGGUGCCAUGUACAUCAUCCACGCCAGUGUUACCGAGUACCUCAUCAUCUUUGGCACUGCCAUUGGUACUGAGGGCCACACUGGUCGCCACACCGCCGACGACUACUUCCACAUCCUGUCUGGAACUCAGCUGGCUUACGUUCCUGGCGAGUACAAGGCCGAGGUGUACCCCGCCGGCAGCAUCCACCACCUCCGCCGCGGCGAUGUCAAGCAAUACAAGAUGCCCGAGGGCUGCUUUGCGCUCGAGUACGCUCGCGGCUGGAUCCCUCCCAUGCUCUUCUUUGGCUUUGCCGAUGGCCUUUCCAGCACCCUCGACUUCCCUACACUCUGGGAUACCACUCGCAUCACUGGUCGCGAGAUGAUCAACAACUUGAUCAAGGGCAAGCUGUAA